Talaromyces proteolyticus is the source of this 603-nucleotide messenger RNA. RefSeq lists its product as uncharacterized. Bases 1 to 603 code for a protein of 200 amino acids. NCBI's taxonomy places the organism in Eukaryota, Fungi, Ascomycota, Eurotiomycetes, Eurotiales, Trichocomaceae. The record is from RefSeq and is a predicted model, not a curated record. The transcript has 3 exons.
AUGUUGUCUCAUAUCCUGUUGACCAUGGCCUCGAUAGCCAGCCUGGCAGUCACCCAGACCAUCGACCCUGGCACAAUUCCUCUCGCUACACGAGCCCAGUGGUGUGAGCAACAAAAGACAUCCUGCCCUCUGAUCUGUCUCCAGCUUCCCAACGGUACUUCUGACACAGAAAGCAACAAAUGUGACGCCCAAACACUCGACUACUCGUGCGUCUGCAGCAACGGCCUCUCCCCCAACUCUUCUGAAUACUCUCAAACAAUCCCAUACUUUGUCUGCACCGCCUACAACUCGCAAUGCCAAACUAAUUGUAACGGCGAUUCAACCUGUCAAGCCAAAUGCGUGCAGCAACACGCGUGCGGUGCCCAGGAACCGACACGCUACAAUGCCACCACCACGGCCUCCGCCACCGCAACAUCUACCAGCGCUGAUCCCGGGAAUGUUAUUUAUACCGGUUGGGGCACUGCCGGAGCCGUCGCCGCUACUGGCUCGUCCGGCAGCAGCACCGGCAUCGCUACCCGUCAGAUGAUGCUUGAGAUGGGGCAAGUCUACGGUCUAUUUAUUGUUGUCGCGGGACUUAUCGGUGGAUUCGCCGUGGUUUUGUAG